Molecule: messenger RNA, 3046 nt
Organism: Cydia pomonella (codling moth)
Lineage: Eukaryota; Metazoa; Arthropoda; Insecta; Lepidoptera; Tortricidae
Product: solute carrier organic anion transporter family member 2B1-like
Exons: 12
Coding region: 655-2331 (558 amino acids)
Biological process (GO): sodium-independent organic anion transport; transmembrane transport
Cellular component (GO): membrane
Molecular function (GO): protein binding
Source: RefSeq, a predicted model, not a curated record
CUAAGUCCAUCACAGGAAUAAAUGCCUUAGCAGGAUUUCAUCCCGGGACCAUCGGCUUCAUAUGGUCACUACCCACUAGGCCAUACAGGUCGUCAAAUAUAUGGUUUUUAGCCACUUGUAAAGAGAAGGCAGUGUGACUUGGACGUACAAUGAUCACUUGCGUCUCUAUUUAAGUGCUGGAUUAUUAGAUGUACGAGACCAUCGAAGUGCAGGAUUAUCGAGAUAUCUCUGUGUGUCUUGUCGCAAGUGAGCAUUUUUCUUCCGUUCGAAGGUUUAAGAGGAUGUUAUUCCAUAUACCUAAUAAUUAUAUAAAAAAGUGGCGGUGACAUAAUCGGACAGACAGACGGACAUGACGAAUCUAUAAGGGUUCCGUUUUUUGCCAUUUGGCUACGGAACCCUAAAAAUGACCAAAAUACAAACGAAGUAGCCAGAGCGCCGGAAGAUACAUUAGUUAGUGAUCGCCGCUAUCUCCCGAUAUGGCGAUAAGCCUCGAUAAGCUCAAUUCAUCGACGCAAGUCCAUGGAAACGAAUGUGUUUUGAUCGGUGACAGUUCUCAUGCGUAGUAUAGAAGUAGAUCCUAUCCACACUAGAUAAAAAUCUAGUGUGAAAUAGGAAUUAGAGUGUAAGUGGUCUAGGAAUUGGUGUGAAGUGAUAAUGGCAGCUUCUGGUGUCCCACAGCCGCUACUCAAGCUAUGGCACCUUCUCAGCACAUACAUCCUGACGACACCCUUCUUCGGCCUCUGUCUCCAGGGCGCUCUACUGAUCCUUGUGCUUCUCGACACCAAUGUCACCCUGUUGCUCAAAAGAGAAGCAGCUAUGGGCCAUGUGCUGGAGAGUACUCAUGACUGGGUGACUAUCGGCGCUGGCUUAGUAGAGUUUGGUCUAGGCGCGCUCAUUGCGUGGUGUGGCCAAGCCAGAAAAAACUUCGCCCUAUCUUUUUGGCUAACAGCGGCCGCUGCAGCCGGCCUGCUUGUGCUAGCCUUUCCUUUUAAAGACACUCCUGACUCCACUGUGGAGCUAUGCGGUGGCGAAGAAAUAACCUCGUACUACAAGAGCACAGAAAGCCCCGAAGAUGAUCCCUGGGUCCCUCGCGUCACCAUGCUGUGUCUGACUGCCGCGUUUUGCGUCCUUGCGCGUUUGAGUCUUUUCGCGCAUGGCUUCGUUUACGUAGACGAUCAUGAGCCUGAGCAUGGAGCAUACCAUUAUGGAAUACUGAUCACAAUCCGUCUCUCCCUGGGUCUAAAUGGUGUCAACUGGCUGACCCCGUCCUCCACUCGGGACGUGUGGUGGCACGCCCAUCUGUCCUUAUGCAUGCUGACAAUAAUGUUCGCGAUACUCUUCACUCUGUUUCCAAGACGCAAGAUCCAGCAUAAGGGAGAUGGUGAAAUGGUCAGCAAAGAAUUCUUCUCAACACUGGGCCGCGUGCUCCGCAACAAGAUAGUUUUGGUCCAGAGUAUCGCGCUCGCAUUUCUCUCGGCCGCUGUGUUCGGCUUCGUGCGAUUUGACGACGACAUUGUCGAGGCUCAAUUUCACAUUGAAACCAAACGACAGGACCCGCGCGCUUCGCGCCAAGUCACCAACAUUUUCCGAACUUUGGUCAUCGUUUUCUUCGUCAUGAUAUUCCGCACCCGUUUCUCCGGCCGUCGGAGCGACGGCGUGAAGGCAACGACGUCGGCGCGCGUCGGCGGUAUCGUGGCGAUAGCAACCGCUGUGCCCUUAGUGGUGAUCAGUCUUCUGAGCUGCAACAUUGGAGACAUAGCCGGGAGCAAUGCGGAGUACGGGCUGCCGGUGUGCAGUAUGCAAUGCGGGUGUUCAGCAGACAGUUACGGCUUCAGCCCGGUGUGCACGAUCAACACUACCACUACGUACUUCUCGCCGUGCCUCGCUGGCUGCCAUGAGGUCGAGGAUCUCAACGGAUUUCUAUUGUUCUCUGAAUGUUCGUGCGGAGGCGGGCGGGCGGCGCGCGGGGCGUGCUCCCUUUCGGACUGCGGGCUUGUCUUCAACAUAUACCAGCUGCUGUUCGCGCUGGUGCUGUCCAUGGCCGGAGCUGCCCUCCUAAUGCAGGGUAUGGUGAUCGUCCGGUCCGUGCUGGCGGAAGACAAAGCUGUGGCCCUCGGCACCUCGUUCGCGGUCACAGCUCUCCUAUCCCACAUACCAGGCUACAUGCUUUAUAUGCUGAUUAGCAACUUAAGCUGCGCAUACACAGCUAACGGAGGCUGCCUCUUUCACUUCCCAUCUCUUUGGUCUAUGGCACUCCUUAGUGCAGGCUUCUCUGCUGUCUCGGGAGCGCUGAGUCUAGUCGCGAGUCGUCUGGCUAGAUCAAUAUCAUAGCAUUAAUUUAAGCAAACUAGUCACACGAACUUGGCCGGUGCCAUUAGCAAUUGCUAUGGCCGAUGACGGAGGGGAGGGGGAGGGGCAUACAUUUAGUUACCAAUUGUAUUCUCUAGGGCUUCCCUCCCCCCUGGCGACUGGUGUUAAGUUUCAUGAUGAGAUCGUCGAACUAUUUGACGGUAGGUUUGACGUUUGACUCUCUCAAUACUCAGACAAGGUAAAUAAGUCUAUAUCGACGUAAAAGCAUAAAUAAAUAAAUAUUAUAGGACAUUAUUACACAAAUUGACUAAAGUCCCACAGUACGCUCAAUAUGGCUUGUGUUGUGGGUAAGGUAACUGCUCGACGCUGCACUAGUCAUCGACAUGGGCACUUUAUUUCAUGGAAAUAUAGGUUAAAUUUGAACAACGAAGAUUUUUCUGUAUGCGAACUUAAUCCUUGUCACUUUGACAUAAAGUCCCCAUGUCGAGUACUAGUGCAGCGUCGAGCACUAGUACUUCUACCUUACUUAGACAACGUAAAAGCAUGUAUUUCACGUUUGAGCAAUUCACCUUUUUGUUUAAUUUUAGGACAAUUAGGUAUAAAAGUGAGUAAUCGUACCUAAAUAUUUAUAGUCAGGGUUUUUUGCUCAAGUUUGUAAACCACGCAGAUAGUUUUAAGUUAAUUAAGGCCCAUGGAUACUUAUAAUUAAUUUGUAAAUAAAUAUUUUUUUGUGUCA